GCGAAGGUAGGAAAUAGUCCCGUCAGAAAGAGGUUCUUGGAACGGAGGGGGCUCCCCCUCGCUUGCCUUCCCCGAGCCACCUCCGGUACAUCCAGACGGAGCCUUCCGGCAACUUAGCGGACCCCCCCCACACGUCUUUUGCGGAAAUACUCUCCACGAGUAAUGAGUUAAACGCCCAACUGUUCCUAUAAAAUACCCGAGCAACGCGAAGGACGGAUCUACGCCAAGACUCCCUGGACUCGCAGCAGUUUUUUUCAACAUUUUUGGGUUAAGCUGUUCGGGGUCUGCAUGAAAAGUCCAGCAGCGGGAGCAUGCCGAGGAGGAAGCAGCAAGCACCGCGGCGCUCGUCAGCUUACGGUCCCGAGGACGAGUUUGGAUCGGACAAAGCCGACGAAGAGGAACCCCUUCAGGAUGACGGCCUGUCUCUGGACGGCCAGGAUACCGAUUACUUGUUCAACGACGACGAGGAUGCCAGGGAUCGCUUCAGCUGCCAGAACUCGCCGCUCAGCAACGGCACCAACCCGGACGCCGGCUAUGCCUCUCCGCUCAGCGUGGCGAGCGACCGCCUGCCGGAGCCCAAGGCGCCUCCCUCGGUCAACGACGUUCGGCAAAAGCCGGAGGAUAAACCGGAGGAGAGCGCCGAGUCACUGGACGGCCUCACUUUGCAGGACAGUUUGGCCAAAAUGAAAGCCGCCUAUUCAAACUUGAUCUCUGACGCCUCGUGGUCGAGCAUCGCUUUGAACGUGCCGAAAGGUCAACGGGACGAUGACGUCGCGUCCGGCAAGAACAACAAAAGCGAACACAAGGAGAGCAACGGGAUCCCGAACCACCACGGCCCAAAGAGCAGAUUGAGCGGCACCUGCGCGAGCACUCACACGACCACCGGCGGUUCCGUCACGUCUCGAACUGCGCCCAACAACGCCGCCGUCAAUUCGGGAUUAGCCUACGACUGGCACCAGGCGGCUUUAGCCAAAACCUUUCAGCACACGCCCUACCAGCUUCUCCCCGAACCGAGCCUCUUCAGCACCGUGCAGCUCUACAGGCAAAAUAACAAGCUGUAUGGACCCGUGUUCACGGGUGCCAGUAAGUUCAGGUGCAAGGACUGCAGCGCAGCCUACGACACCUUAGUCGGCCUCACCAUCCACAUGAACGAGACGGGCCACUACCGCGACGACAAUAAGGACACGGAGGACGAUCGGGGCAAGAAAUGGUCCAAACCCCGCAAGCGUUCCCUGCUGGAAAUGGAGGGCAAGGAGGACGCCCAGAAGGUUCUAAAAUGCAUGUAUUGCGGCCACUCGUUUGAGUCCUUGCAGGAUCUCAGCGUGCACAUGAUCAAAACGAAACACUAUCAGAAAGUGCCUCUGAAAGAACCCAUGCCGGCUCUCGCCUCCAAACUCGUGCCGCCGACCAAAAAAAGAUCCUUUCAAGACUUGAUGUCCCCCAGCUCCCCCGACUCGGUGUCCUCCAACGUUGCGCUCGGCGACACCCCCAAAGACCAGAGGCUGACCAAUCCGUACGUCACGCCCAACAACCGAUACGGUUACCAGAACGGGGCCAGUUACACGUGGCAGUUUGAGGCGCGCAAGGCGCAGAUUCUCAAAUGCAUGGAGUGCGGCAGUUCCCACGACACCUUGCAGCAGCUGACGGCGCAUAUGAUGGUCACGGGCCACUUUCUCAAAGUCACCAACUCGGCCUCGAAAAAGGGCAAGCAGCUUGUCUUUGAUCCUGCCGGCGAGGAAAAAUUUCAGUCCAUUCCUUUGCCUCCGACGACCACCAAGCUCCCGGCUCCCAACGGCAAGUUGCGAGCGGACUCCCCUUCGCAGCCGCUCGACCCCGAGGAGGACAAUAGGGAGGGGGUGGAUGAGGAGGCGGAGGAAGAGACUGAAAUGCCAGUGGAACCAGAUCACAAAAUGAAAGAGGAGAACGAAGAUCCGCCCGAGAAGUCGGAUAAGCCAGAGAAGGCAAAGUCAUACCAGUAUCUCCGAGAAGAAGACCUGGAGGAGGUGCCCAAAGGGGGACUGGACAUCUUGAAAUCUUUGGCAAACACGGUUUCAAGCGCAAUCAGCAAGGCCCAGACGGGCACCCCGACGUGGGGCGGCUAUCCCAGCAUCCACGCCGCCUACCAGCUCCAGAGCUGCCUCAAGUCCACCCUGCCUUCUUGCGCGCAGGUUCAGCCUUUAUUCAGCAGCAACUCGCUCAAGGCGCCGUCCUCGGACUUGGCGCCCGCUAGCCCCAGGGCGUCGCCGAGCCGCAAGAACAACGUGCAGGCCAUGGAGAAGCUGGUGGAGAAGGUCACCGGGAAAAGCGUGGUCAAGAGUGAAAAGGAAGAGAAGGGCGCCUUUGCCAAGUCGCCGUCCCCGUACUGUAAAGAGAAACGCGUUUCACCCAAUCCAGAAAAUUCUGCCCAUGACAAAACGGAGUCGCAAAGCACCGAAAGUCGAAAAAGUGCGCAGAUCAAGGAAGAAGCGACGUCGCCCAAAAAGCUUGUCGAUGACGGCGUCGGCAACCUGAGUAUCAUUACCGAGCACUCCCCAGAGCAGCCCCUCGUCAACCCCCUCAGUGCCCUGCAGUCCAUCAUGAACGCCCACUUGGGCAAAGCCGCCAAGGUGACCACGCCCUUCGCCGACCCCUUCGCUUCGCUCUACAAGCUCAACGGCAAGUCGGCUCUCGCCAAGCCGGCCGAGCCGGCCGCCGAGUACCAGAACGACGACCAGCCCAUGGAUUUGACCAAAUCCAGGAGCGCAAGCGGACCCCCGAUGAACUGUACCCCAUCAAACCAACAACCGGUCUCCAAAAACGCGUCCCGGUCAUCGUCGCCGCCCCUCCGAGAGAACGCUUUAAUGGACAUCUCGGACAUGGUGAAGAAUCUGACGGGCCGCUUGACGCCCAAGUCCACCACGCCGUCCUCCGUCUCGGACAAGUCCGACGUCGACGGGGGGGCCUUCGAAGACAGUCUGGAGGAACUGUCUCCCAUCCAGAGGAGGAAAGGCCGGCAGUCCAACUGGAACCCGCAGCACCUCCUCAUCCUUCAGGCGCAGUUUGCCUCCAGCCUGCGGGAGACCGCCGAGGGCAAGUUUGUCAUCAGCGACCUGGGCCCCCAGGAGCGGGUGCAUAUCUGCAAAUUCACCGGUCUCUCCAUGACCACCAUCUCACAUUGGCUGGCCAAUGUGAAGUACCAGCUAAAGCGGACGGGCAGCACCAAGUUCCUCAAGAACAUGGACUCGGGCCAGCCGCUGUUUCUCUGCGGCGACUGCGCCUCCCAGUUCAGAACUCCUUCCUCCUACAUCCGCCACUUAGAGUCCCAUUUGGGGUUCACCCUGCAGGACCUCGCCAAGCUCUCCAUCGAUUUCCUCGAGCGGCAGGUGGUCGGCAGGAUGGACGGAAAGACUCUGGGCCGCUCGGAGUUCACCGAACACGACGACGACGACGGCUCGCUGAAUCAGUGCAAACUGUGCAGUCGCAGCUUCGUGACCAAGCACGCCAUCAAACUGCACCUCUGCAAGACGCACGGCAAAUCCCCCGAGGACCACCUGAUCUUUGUCAAAGAGUUCGACAAGCAGUGACUCGGGACAUGCCGAGCCCGUUCGGGGCACUGCCCGUUGCACUAGAUUGCCCAACAGUGUCGCGACUGUCAAAAUUGUCACCGCGGCGCACAAGAAGCCGUGCGUCGUUCCUUCUUUUCAUUUUCGGUUGGCAAUUGAAAAUAAGAAAAAUAAAAAAU
Molecule: messenger RNA, 3721 nt
Organism: Hippocampus zosterae (dwarf seahorse)
Lineage: Eukaryota; Metazoa; Chordata; Actinopteri; Syngnathiformes; Syngnathidae
Product: teashirt homolog 1-like
Exons: 2
Coding region: 312-3563 (1083 amino acids)
Biological process (GO): regulation of transcription by RNA polymerase II
Cellular component (GO): nucleus
Molecular function (GO): DNA-binding transcription factor activity, RNA polymerase II-specific; DNA binding
Source: RefSeq, a predicted model, not a curated record